This is a messenger RNA of Syngnathoides biaculeatus (alligator pipefish), 5222 nucleotides long. It is a transcript of the gene pcbp3, whose product is annotated as poly(rC) binding protein 3. The record is from RefSeq and is a predicted model, not a curated record. Gene Ontology annotation, cellular component: cytoplasm; nucleus. Gene Ontology annotation, biological process: regulation of gene expression; regulation of RNA metabolic process. Gene Ontology annotation, molecular function: mRNA binding. The coding region runs from base 565 to 1548 and encodes 327 amino acids. Lineage: Eukaryota; Metazoa; Chordata; Actinopteri; Syngnathiformes; Syngnathidae. The transcript has 15 exons.
UCUGAGCGUGGAGAUAAGGAGCAAGAGAGAGAGAGAGAGAGAGAGAGCGAAAACGAAAGAGAAGCAACGAGCACUUCUUCUCCCCUUUCCGUCUCCCUGCUCCUUGUCACUCCAUCCUUCUUCCCCUCUCUCGGGCCGGCUUCGACGCAGGACCAGCAACCCUCCCCUCUCUCCUCCCCUCCUACCACCCAGACUGCCCCAGGACCCUUUGACUCUCCUCACUCCUGUCCCACAAACUGCCCCUUUAGACAAGAAUCGCCUUCCCUCAUUGUUCCCUCCAUGUGUCGUGUGGUCUGCAGAACAGGUCUUGUACCAUUUUGAACCUGACUGGCACACCAAUACGUCAGCAUGGGCCUGUGAUCCACUUGAAAAAAAAGUCGAACAGCUGAUGGACUGAUCUGUGUUCAAGUGUGAUCGCUCUGCUGUCCUUUAUGACCUCGGAAAACAUCGCCCACAGAAAUUUCGGUGCCUAUCUGGCUGGCAUCCCAUCAUAUUCUUUCUCCUUUUGAGGACUCCCCCCAACCUCCCAUUCAGCAUCAUCAUUCAGUCUCAGCUUCUCCUGCCAUGGAGUCAACCCAAGUCCCGUCGGAGGGUGGCCUCAAUGUCACUCUCACCAUCCGUCUCCUCAUGCAUGGAAAAGAAGUGGGAAGCAUAAUUGGAAAGAAAGGGGAAACAGUGAAAAAGAUGCGUGAAGAGAGUGGAGCACGGAUCAACAUCUCCGAAGGCAACUGCCCGGAGAGGAUAGUCACCAUCACUGGACCAACAGACACAAUCUUCAAGGCUUUUGCCAUGAUUGCUUAUAAAUUUGAGGAGGAUAUCAUCAAUUCCAUGAGCAACAGCUCGGCAACCAGCAAGCCUCCGGUCACUUUACGGCUUGUGGUGCCAGCCAGCCAGUGCGGCUCUCUCAUCGGAAAAGGGGGUUCCAAAAUAAAAGAAAUGAGAGAGUCCACAGGGGCGCAAGUUCAGGUGGCAGGGGACAUGCUUCCCAACUCGACAGAGCGUGCUGUGACAAUCUCCGGGACCCCAGAAGCCAUUAUCCAGUGUGUCAAACAGAUCUGCGUCGUCAUGCUGGAGUCUCCGCCCAAAGGUGCCACGAUCCCCUAUCGCCCAAAACCUGCUUCCACCCCUGUCAUAUUUUCAGGGGGCCAGGCUUACACAAUUCAGGGACAGUAUGCCAUUCCACACCCAGAUCAGCUGACCAAGCUCCACCAGCUGGCUAUGCAGCAAACCCCCUUUACCCCUCUCGGACAGACCACCCCCGCUUUCCCUGGUUUGGAUCCGAGUCCACCGGCCAGCACACAUGAGCUCACCAUUCCUAAUGAUCUCAUAGGCUGCAUCAUUGGACGUCAAGGAACGAAAAUCAACGAGAUCCGACAAAUGUCAGGGGCCCAGAUCAAAAUUGCAAACGCCAUCGAAGGCUCGUCCGAGCGUCAGAUCACCAUCACCGGGACUCCCGCUAACAUCAGCCUCGCCCAGUAUCUCAUCAAUGCAAGGUUCCGGGACGUGGCCGCCAUGUGGAACGACCCCUCGUCAAUGACUACAUCCUGAAGUGGCCUUCCGAAAAUCGGCUGUGAUUUCACUUACAUCCAACCACCCGCCCCAAUCCUACGACAAAUAUUACCCCAACUAUUACAAGUAUUACCCCACGAAAUUAGAUUUACUUAUAUUUCCAUUUGUUAUAUGAAGCCUGUAAGGCGCCUUUAUUUGUAUUUAUUGCUGUUAUUAGGACGAAAGUGGACCACAUCUUUAUUUUGUGAAACAUUUGUUUUUAUUUACUCAUGUAAAUCACCCUCUGCUGAGAAACUAAAGUAAAUUAAUUUGGUACCUGUUUGGAAAAUUCAAAUGGAUUUUUGGUGUUUUAUUUUAAAUCCGUGAACUACUGCUGUGACCUGUGAGUUUCUUCAUCAACACUGAAAACGUUUCAUCAUUAAAAUUCAGUUUAAGAGCAUUCAGUCAAAACAAAUUAGAGAUUGAAAGCAAAAACAAAACAAACUAUGAAUUGCUAAAAUUGAUUAUAAAUUGUGUAGCUAAUAGUUAUAUAGUUAAGUAAACCUAUUGUGUCUCAGGAACAACAACAAUGACCCAGAGCAUGUCUAAUUAUUAUUAUAAUAUUCAAAGUUUAGCAUAAAUCAGCAGACAGUAUUUACAUAUUUUUACUAAUGUUUCCAUUUGUAUUUUUUGCCACACUUUGUUAAAUUAAAGAAUUAAAAAAAAGAGCAAAAGGGGGUUGUGUGGAGAAAAAAAACAGGCACAUAAUGAGCUGCUGUGGUAUAACCUCUCCUCCAAUACACAUAUUCUUUCACACCUCGUGUUUAUUUUUGUUUUUCAUUUGUGCUGUUCCAAAGUCACUGGAAUGUUCACCCUCUAAUUUCUAUCCAUCUUGUCUGUGUGCAGCACAUGGCACACCUUGAGAUAAUGUUACUAUACCAUGUUAAUUGCCUACCCUGUAUUAGAUCGUCUUGAUAUUUAAGUGAUAUCGACAUUUGCUGUAAAUACAGUAUGAGAUUGUUUACCCCUAUGUACAAUCACCUUUAUUUGGUCCUUAAAACGUCUUGUUUUGUAAUUCACUUUCAGUAUACUUUUCGUUAUAACCACCUUAUUUGUCACCUACAUUUUAAAGGUUUUAUUCUGACUUAUAUGUCCUGGAUUUGCAAUUUUUUUCAGAUAAGCUGUUAUUUUACUGUAUGAUACUGUAUUGACUGUUAUUUACUGUAUAGAAUAUAAUCAGAAGAAGAAAACAAAGCAUAGGGAUUAAAAUGGGUCAGGAGGGUUAAAUGAUACCUGGCAUUUGCUGUCAUGCGGUGAAAACAGAAAUCUAAAUGCAUGCCAACAAAAGCCAAUUUGUUCACCCAAUAACACAAAACACUGAGUCAUGUUAGUAAUGUUGAAAUAUGCGUAUAGGAGAAAAUACAGAUAAGGGCUGGUGUAUGUGAAGUAGAACAUUUAAAGAAUUCGAUUUGGUGUCAAAUGUCAAGCUGGUUGGAAGCAAGCAACAGUCAUCUGUGGUUUUAUAUAUUUUCUUAGGUUGAUACUUGACAGCCAGAAACACGUUUAGCACAGGUGCCACACAGUUCUGAGGUCCCGAGUUCAAAUCUUGCCCCGCCUGUGUGGCGUUUGCAUGUUCUCCCCGGGUUUUCGCCGCAUAAGCGGGUUUCCUCCCACAUUCCAAAAACGUCCGCGGUAGGUUGAUUGAAAACUUGAAAUUUCCCCUUAAGUGUUGUUGUUUGUUUGUACUGUAUGUGCUCUGCGAUAUGAUGGCGACCAGUCCAGGGUGUGCCCCAUCUCUUGCCCAGCAUUGUCCGGGUUAUGCUCCAACAGGCUCGUGACCUGCGUGAGGAUUUUUUUUGGGGCAGACAUUGAUGUACAGUAUUAACGUCACCGAUUGAAGAGAUCUAUCCGAUUUGGCCAUUUAGUUGCAGUUGCAUCAGCUGACAUUUGAUGAUAAUCAAAUUUGUGUCAUACACAUUUUGGAGGCAGCCUGAUUCCAAGCCGAAGAUCCCUGGCAUUUUUUUCUGUGACGCGUAUCACAACUGUGCUACUUGAGAGACAAACGGAAAAAGAAUAUGAAUCGUGUAGUUUGUACCAUGCAAUGUAAAUCCAGUGUUACAUGCCAAGAGAUUAUACUGCAUUGUUGCAGUGAUGUAAAGGCUCGUGGCGUUGUCACUGCACUUUUGCCUCAGGUAAUUUGUAGGUAAUUUGUCGUAUUUGCACCUCAAACCCAUAGAGGGCACUGUGCAGCAUGUCAGGAUGUUCCUAUUGUAAAUUCCUCCUUUCUUUUUAAAAUACUCUGUGCAUUAAGGAUGGGAUUCUGUAAUCAGCAGUGAAAUUAAGCUAAAAUCACAAAGGAAGCGACUGUGUUUCUACAACCAUGAUGCAAUUAAAUGUAGCAGCACAUGUCUCUCACAAACAAGUGGUGUGACAGAAUCUGAUGUCUGGGUGAUUUUCGUUGACUGGCAGGGCGAAUGGGGAAGGUGCUGAAGCAUCACUUUGGUACCCUUUGUCCCUUUUUCGAUCCACUGCAAUCAGGUCAAGAUCUCUGGUGACACGUACAACAGAAAAGAAGGGCAAUAUAGUUCAAUGGAAAGCUUUCACUACGUUAACAGCCAUAAAUUGGACCGUUACAAUGUUUUGUAAGGGUCGACUUUCAAAGUUCAAGUGGAUAUGUGGAAUGCACCGAGGUACGUUGUACAUUUUAGGACAUCGAGGCCAGGUUUCAGAUGUCACACUCUCAAGUUUAGUACCCUACAGCAGCAUGUAUAAGCUUAAAAGUGACAAGGUGCCAUAAAUGUCUCUGUUCAUGAAAAAUUGCACCACAAACCUGUCAUCAAACAACACGGCCUGAGACAAAGCUUCAUUUGAGGAACAGUCUCAAUAAUUAAAUAUGUUAGAUUUCCAGUUGGAGGGCAGACCGGUUGUGAUGCAAUGAUAUCAUUGAUUGUGGCAGACAUGCCUGAGGAUGGGAGCAAAGAGUCUGGGACAAGGAAGAAUAGGAGGAAUCUGGGUGCAAAGUACACGCAAGCAUGGAACAGAUGCCAGAAAAUGGAAUUGCCAGUUGUGAGUGGGGAAUAACUUGGAAAUAGUAGCGACUGAUUGAUCAGAACAUAUCGGCACAAUACAAAGUAUUAGGCUUCUGAAGGGACUGGAUUCAACAAAUUGAACACAAAAAUGUUAUUGAACAAUUUUGUGGACUCCAAAACCAGUUUAAGAGCAGGCAGCUACUAAUGAUUAAUGAUUACUCAACAAAUUUGUUACUUUUGUGACCGACGAUUGCACAUUUUUGGGUAAAUCUUACCUUGACUUCACUUUUAGUAAGCCUUAACCUUAACUCGCAAUUCCAUAAAGAUUCAAAAUUUAUUAUUAACACCGGGUGAUUGUAAAGCUGAUGUCUGUUACCAGUUGCUUUGCAGAUGUGCUUUUGAAAUCUGUUCCCCCCCCACCCCAUCUUACAACUCCGGAUGACCCAAAAUGUGCAUCAUACACGUCUUGAGACUUAAGUCAAUUUGACUAAUUUGCAAAGAUGUGCAUUGCCUUUGCUCACCCUUUCAUGUAAGUCCAACAUCUUCUGCACAACUGCUGCUCUUGUCAUAUCUAUUAAAUAGGAGCAGGAAAACGUCUCGGUUGUUUGAGAAAUGUCGUACGAUCAUGUUUUUUUUUUUAAACAUCUCUGUGGAUGUCUAUUUAUUGAGGUUGAUGGAUUGUUUUGUAAAGAGAAAAUAAAAUCG